CAAUGGGUGGCUGCCUCAUAUGAGCCGUUUGGUCUGGUGAGCGGAUUGCUCUCGCUCAUCCAUCCUCAGCAAUACUCUUCCGGUCGGCGUACGCUGGGGCGCUGUUUAUCGAAUGCGAGGUUACAUAGCGCCGUUGACGCUUGGCCGUCAGUCUUUGGAGCCAUGAGCGUCAUGAGUAACCGGCAAAGCAUAUUGCAUCGCGAUACAAGCGGACGACCUAGCUGGUACGACGUCCUGGCUUCUAUCGGUAAUUACAAAGGCGGCACAGUUUCCUUGCCAGGGUUAGGCGUCAACCUCGAGUAUGCACCAGGGACCAUUGUAGCCCUUUAUGGGAAAUUACUUCGACACGGCGUCCCAGUGUGUUCAGGUAACCGAGUCUGCUACGCUUUUUAUAUGCGUGAUGAUGUGCAAGCGUGGGCUGGAGUGGAGACGCCAACUUGGUCGAAGGGUCCCGCAUUCUAG
Messenger RNA from Coniophora puteana RWD-64-598 SS2, 462 nucleotides. RefSeq lists its product as uncharacterized. The record is from RefSeq and is a predicted model, not a curated record. The annotation marks the transcript as partial. The transcript has a single exon. Lineage: Eukaryota; Fungi; Basidiomycota; Agaricomycetes; Boletales; Coniophoraceae.